UGCAACUAAACACUAAUCUAAACACCUAUAUAUUGUCAGUCUCCCCCCACAUUGUUCUCUGCACCAAGCAAUCUGAUAAACACAAAAGCACUAACAAUGGGAGAGCAAGGAGGCAGGGCAAGCAGCAACAAGAUCAGGGACAUUGUGAGGCUGCACCAGCUUCUCAAGAGGUGGAAGAGGGCUGCACUUGCACCAAAGGCCGGCAAGAACAACAAUGGCGGCGGUGCAUCGGUCCCGAAAGGGUUCUUCGCGGUGUGCGUCGGGGAGGAGAUGAGGAGGUUUGUCAUCCCCACAGAGUAUCUUGGCCACUGGGCAUUUGAGCAGCUACUCAGGAAGGCAGAGGAGGAGUUUGGGUUCCAGCAUGAGGGAGCUCUGAGGAUUCCAUGUGAUGUUGAGGUGUUUGAGGGUAUCUUGAGGCUGGUUGGCAGGAAGGAUGAGAAGGCAGCAAUGUGCUACUCUUCUUCAGAGCAUGAGAUCUUGUGCAGAUGAUGGUAUUUCUUAGUUUCUCCCCUUUGCACUCAAUUGUUAUUGCACUUUGUUGCUGUUGUUUUCUUGGUUCUUGGUCUUCUGAAGAGAAGAGGAGGAAGAGUUUGGAGUUGCUGAGCUUUGCUACUUUGUUCAAGAGGAUGAGGUUAUGAAUUCACAUUCUUUUUAGAGGAAAAAAAAUCAAGGAUUCACAUUAUCUAAAAAAAGUAUCUUAGGUAAACUUAUUCUUUGUUGAUAAUUCUUUACCCGCUUGUUCGAUGUUAUUCACUUUCAUUUUGUAUGUUCUGAAGUUGAACAGUGUUCAUUUGUGCUAUUUGAACUUGUGUCUCAAGGAAGUAAUAUUAAUAGUUGUAUUUUUUUUCUCUCUCUCAA
Molecule: messenger RNA, 858 nt
Organism: Oryza sativa Japonica Group (Japanese rice)
Lineage: Eukaryota; Viridiplantae; Streptophyta; Magnoliopsida; Poales; Poaceae
Product: auxin-induced protein X15
Biological process (GO): response to auxin
Source: RefSeq, a predicted model, not a curated record